Messenger RNA from Phaeodactylum tricornutum CCAP 1055/1, 2931 nucleotides. RefSeq lists its product with no specific name. Gene Ontology annotation, molecular function: chromatin insulator sequence binding. The coding region runs from base 1 to 2931 and encodes 976 amino acids. Gene Ontology annotation, biological process: regulation of transcription by RNA polymerase II. The transcript has 2 exons. Gene Ontology annotation, cellular component: chromosome. Lineage: Eukaryota; Bacillariophyta; Bacillariophyceae; Surirellales; Neidiaceae. The record is from RefSeq and is a predicted model, not a curated record.
AUGCGCGAGAGUGGUACGAUGAUCGACAGUGCGGGCAACCCUCCCCCCUCUUUCGUGGCAAAACCCUUCCCCUAUAAAACACUUCCGGGUAUCCCGAACGCACAAUCCCCACCGGAACGCGAUCCCGUCACGAAACCAUGCGAUUGUUCCGUUACCGUGAGUCGCACGGGGCAGGGGGCACCCAACUCAUUCCGCCGGUGGAGUAGAGGACCCGCUACUCGUGACCAUCACAUUUGUUUAUUGAUGGAUGGAUGGAUAAGCGGAGCGAGUGCGACAACAAUGACGACGAGCGAAAAGCAACGGCGGGAGGAGCCGCCAGUGUCCCGACGUCUCCGACGGGACACCAGCAACCAUAGAAUCAAAUCCACAAUUUACAAUCUCGACGCACAAGACGAUGAACUGGAGCAAGCGUUGGAAGCCUACAAUGACGACACUACACGAACGAGUACUAACGAUCGCUGUCUCCAAACCAAAGGAGUCAAACGAACAAUGCCGGAACGCCAAAGUGGACCGACGGUCCAGAGCGCAUACGAAGAGGAAGUGGAGCAUAGUAGUACCAACAAUAGGCCAAACAAAUCCAUGGGGAGGCGACCACGACAACCAUCAACCAAGCGCAAGAAACGAACGCCGACAAAGGGCAUCACAAAAAGAAUCCCUGUCGACGAUCAAUCGGGAGAUGAGGAAGAGACCGAUCAAAAGACACCAGCUCCGAAACGGCGACAACCUCGACGUUCAACCCGAACAAUUUCCACUAUCCGACCGAAACCAUCCUUAUCCGAAGUAGAAUCGAGUAACGAAAGCCACCAAGCCGAGGACGAGGAUGAGGACGAUAAUGAGUCAGUUAUUAUUGCACCCCUUUCCGCCAUUACCAAAACGCUGAAGUGUCCUCAUUGCCCGAAAACAUUUGGUACCGAUGGUGGUCUACGUUAUCACGUCGCCAACUUUGUUUGCCAACCUGAUUCACGUCCAGGAGGUCCCGUCGUUAGGGGUCGCCGUGGCAAGAGUGCCUCAGGCGGGAUGGAUGGUUCAUCCAAGCGUAAAUUUCGUAGAAUUCGGGGUGCCGCGAAAGAUCGUACCUGCCCAGACUGCCAUCGAGUCUUUACCAGCGUUUUGGGCAUGACCUAUCACCGCGAAAAGGCUGUUUGUCACCGUAAAGGCCAAAAGGACGCGGGAACAGAGUCAUCGGCCCUGCCUUUCGGUACUUUGGAAGCAGGUUCAAAGUUUGUUACCAACUGGGGUGUCGUGCAAGUCAUUCGGGAUGAUCGUGCUACACCCGUAGCUGAGCCUUUGCAGAAACCCAAGGACCUAGCCCGUUCCUUUCAGGCGCAUAAAAGUAGUCGCGAAAAUCAACUGGAAAAACAAUACGCCACCCUUGCAGUCUUGUCCCUGACACGAAGAAAGCAGUUGCUGGAGGAGUACAAGACGAAGGCCGAUUCGAAUAUUACCCCACAGUCCGUAUGGAUGGCCUACUUUGGUACACGGGAAGACCCGCGGGAGAUCCCAAAAUCUCGACAAGCGGCUCCUUUUAGACUGGGACAAUUGCGAGACGACCCCUUGGCUCCGGAGAAUGCCUUCGCGGACCGCAUUGUGGAAUGCAUUGCUAUCGCCGAUGACCGGAGACGAUUCGUAGGUCUCUAUGACGAUUCGGAAACGACAGGGUCGUCAUCUAUGGGGAGAUACCCGACCAAACUCUUUUUAAGUCGUCGGCUUCUCACCGAAUCAUACAACCCAAGUGGUUCCAUACACAUGUGUCCGUCCUGUGGGCGGUCGUUUGGUUCCAAACCUGGUUAUGCGCAGGGAGAGCUGAGACAGAAACGACUUGGUGAUAUUGAAGACAGGUCUCUCCGACUUUUGGCAAAAGGGGCCGGACCAGAGCGUCGUAAGUAUCGUCCGCCACAGCCUGUGCACCGUGACAUCCCCGCAAUGGACAGUGUAACGCCACACAAGCGACUUGACAGCGUUUCCGACGAUGAUGACACCAAUAAAUUGGCCGCACAAUUACAAGAGAAGGAGCAAAAGACCUACGACACCAGGAAAGAAGAAAAUGUACCUUCACCUGAUGAAUGCAUCAAAGAGCUAUUUCAACAGCUUCGCUUUGAGCAGUCCAAGCAACUUGGCCCCAUGUACACUGAUGUCUUUCGAGUGCUCAAGUUUAAGCGUUAUGUUUCCAGACCUGCGAAGAAACGAAAGAAACGAAAGAUUGUUGUAAAAAAAAUCAAGGUAGUCAAGAAAGUAAAAAGAUCAAAGGCCUCGAAAGAGAGCACCACCUUGGACGGGACUUCAAAGAAAUCAAAGAAGACCGAGGUGGUAUCGACAAGAACAACAUACCCUUCACUCGUUCUACCGCCACCACCUCUGCCAACACAAUUCAUUCAAACUCAAAGCCAUAUACCGAUCCCUCCUAUUAUCGAUACACGAGUUCUGGUUGGCGAAGUGGACGCCGGAAGGUACCCGAGUAUAAAACGGGACCCCGCUCGCACAAAUCAAGAUAUUUGUUCCAUCUGCAAGAGAGGCAACCGCUUAGUAGCAUGCGACUUUUGUCCUUUAUCAGUCCACUUUCGUUGUGUACGCACAAAAUACUUGCUUAAAGAUCCUGAACCGGAAGACGACUUCAUGUGCAAUACCUGUAUCCAGUACAUUUGGCACCGUCGUGCUCGGGCUGAGAAGCGAAGAAUUCAGAAACUGGGUGAAGACAAAGUGCAAACUGACCAAACGGCUGCGGAAUCGGUGGCUCGACUUACAAAAGGCGCAGUGGAAGGCGAAGAAUACGAGUGUGUCGCAUCCCAGGCCCGCCGUCUAGCCGAUCUUUCGGAGCUACUGAUGGAAGCCAAGGUCCGUCUAAAGCAAAACAUGGCGAUGGCUAAAGUCAAUGACAUGCGGAGAGCUAUGAUAAGUGGUCAAGUAGUUUCCAAAGGUUCCACUUCAAUAUGA